Staurois parvus is the source of this 322-nucleotide messenger RNA. The record is from the annotation of a GenBank genome assembly. Lineage: Eukaryota; Metazoa; Chordata; Amphibia; Anura; Ranidae.
CAAUCCACAGAAAGAGCCAAAGAUGUCGGCUCGGUCAUGUGAUCAGCUGUAUCCAAUCACAGCUGAUCACAUCGCCACCUGCCAGUGUCCAUCAGUGCCAGCUCUCAGUGCUCAUCCAUGCCACCUGCCAGUGCCCAUCAGUGCCACAUAUCAGUGCCCAUCUGAGCUGCCUUUCAGUGUCACCCAUCAGUGCCGGUCAGUGCCACCUAUCAGUGCUGCCAAUCAGUGCCACUUAUCAGUGUCGCCUAUCAGUGCUCGUCACUGCUGCCUAUCAGUGCCACCUAACAGUGCCAGUCAGUGCUGCCUAACAGUGCCAGUCAGU